AGGAUUGCUCGGGGGACCUGUGGAGGAGGGCAUGUGAAGAAAAGCGGAGAGAGCGUUUGAAAUUUCGUCCGUCGAGUCCCCGAGGAAAAUCUUGUCGGCGAUGGCGGCGCAGAAGGAGCUCGACACGGCGGUGCGUGUGGUUCACCUCACUUCCUCUCUCUGCCGGCGAGUCCAGGAGAAGCUCCUCCUCCCAUCCGAAAACGGCGGCGUUCACGUCGAGUCCAAGGACGAUGAUUCCCCCGUCACCGUCGCAGAUUGGAGUGUUCAAGCGGUUGUCAGUUGGGUGUUAUCGGAAGUGUUUGGGGUUGGUAAUGUUUCAAUCGUUGCCGAGGAAGACACCAAGGCUCUCUCUGAGGUUGAUUCAUCUGGUCUGUUGGCUUCUGUCUUGAACACGGUAAAUGAAUCCUUGGCUGAAGCCCCAAAAUAUGGCCUUCCAAAGCCGGAUAAACCUCUCGGCCCCUCUGAAAUCCUCGAGGCCAUUGGCCGAUGCAACUCAACUGGAGGCCCUGGAGGAAGGCACUGGGUACUUGAUCCUGUUGAUGGAACAUUAGGGUUUGUCCGUGGGGAUCAGUAUGCUGUAGCGUUGGCUUUGAUAGAGGAUGGAAAGGUUGUUCUAGGAGUACUAGGAUGUCCUAAUUAUCCAACGAAGAAAGAGUGCCUAACCAAUGGCUGCCGUCAAAUCAUGUCAAAAAUGCCGGGAUCAGUUUCAGAUGGGUCACAGAAAGGAUGUGUCAUGUACGCGAAGAGAGGGAGUGGUCAGGCAUGGAUGCAGCCAUUACUUGGUGGAGGGCAAGAGCUACGUUUUCCAAACUCUGGAAGACUGCUUAAAGUUUCGUCAGUUGAUGAUCCAACUCUGGCAACCGUUUGUGAACCAGUGGAGAGAGCAAACACGAACCACUUGUUCACGGCUGGGCUUACUGACAGCAUGGGGGUUAAAAAGCAACCUUUGCGAGUGUAUAGCAUGGUAAAAUAUGCAGCCAUUGCAUGUGGGGAUGCCGAGAUAUUUAUGAAGUUUGCUCAUUUGGGAUACAAGGAGAAGAUAUGGGAUCAUGCAGCUGGAGUUGUGAUUGUGGAAGAGGCGGGAGGUGUGGUGACUGAUGCAGGAGGGAGGCCGAUAGACUUCUCGAGAGGAGUUUACUUGGAAGGUCUUGAUCGAGGAAUCGUCGCAUGUUCCGGACGAGCUCUGCAUGACAAAAUUAUCGGUGCUGUUUACGCCAGUUGGGACUCUUCCAAUCUCUGAAAGUUCCAUCUUCACUGGUGCAACGCAGGCGCAACAGAGCCAUGUUUAAAGCAUGAAAAACAAUGGCAGGGGCGAAGAAAGGAACUCGAGGAAUAGGAAUACGCACACGAUGGAACUUGGUUUUACUGCUGAGGAGGAUGAAGCCGGGGGGGAACCGUAGCUUACAAAAACAAAAAUAACAAGGGUGUGAUACCCUUUUUGAGAUUUUGAUACUCUUGAGCUUUUCGUUAUGUUGGCAUGUCUUUAGAAUAUAGUUGUGGACUAAUUUGAAUGCACGAUAAAAACUUAGGGGCGGGCAUAUGUUAUUUGAUUAUGUCUUGUAAUACAAGGAAAGAUGUGUUUUGUAACACGGGGCCCUUCUAACACAAGGAAAGAUCGGGUUUUGAUUUUCA
Tarenaya hassleriana is the source of this 1632-nucleotide messenger RNA. RefSeq names its product PAP-specific phosphatase HAL2-like. The transcript is spliced from 4 exons. Bases 101 to 1240 code for a protein of 379 amino acids. Lineage: Eukaryota; Viridiplantae; Streptophyta; Magnoliopsida; Brassicales; Cleomaceae. Gene Ontology annotation, biological process: sulfate assimilation; phosphatidylinositol phosphate biosynthetic process. The record is from RefSeq and is a predicted model, not a curated record. Gene Ontology annotation, molecular function: 3'(2'),5'-bisphosphate nucleotidase activity.